CGCCCAUAUUUUAAUGAGCCCCACCUCUCUGCAGCACAGCUCAGUAAUUAAAAAUGGCUGACUUGAGAGAGGAGAAUUCGCACGAUCUUAAUAAUCCCCCGCCUGCUUAUGACCUGUACAUGGAGUCCAGUAGACCCCCGCCUUAUAAUCCUAACAUCCCGAGCGGGCAGGGGGGAGAAAGAAGCGGUGGUACUCUACGCAAUACACUGUUGGCUAUUGAGAGUAUGUUUCUCAGUCAAGAGGAAUUGCCUAAUCAGUUUCGUACCGGGACAUUCAGACCACGCAUAGAACCAAAUGAUUAUCAGCUCAUUACUGAGGAUGAAGAUGUUGAGAUAAUCCAUGAUGAUACUCCUAUGACGAGGGGAAGGAGAGCACGUAGGACAGCUCAAGCAUUUGGGAACACUCUCACUCUCAGAGGAAACAGGCGUCCUGUAAGGCGCAGAAAUCGAGAGGGUGAGCCAUCAAGAUCAGAAGUGAUGGAGUCCUUACCAACAUUCUGGCCAAUAUGCACUAUACUGAUAACACUAGUCCAGAUAAUACUCUUUGUUGCAGUUUGUAUCUACUUUGGGUUAGCUCCGAUUCGGUUUACUCCUAAAAGGGAGCUCGAUUGUGUCCAGGGUUUUGCCGAUACCACUUGUACUAAUGUUGCUAAAGACGUUCAGCCUAAUUUCUUUAUUGGUCCUUCCAUUGAUGCCUUGAUACAUGUUGGGGCCCAGUACACUCCUUGUAUGCGUAAUAAUGUUCAGUUUAGAGUUGAAGCUGCUAAAAGGCGUAAUGAUGAGCUAAGACUCCGUUGCUGUUAUGCUGGCUCUUGUGGCUACAGUGAAUGUGGCAUGCUCCCACUCUCAAGUUGUCUUGAAGAGGGUGAUGGUUGCUCAAACGAGGUUCUAGGAGGUCCAAGCACGUGUCUCAACGAGUCCUUAAACUCUGGUGGCCUGUGUGACGUUACCCUUCAUCCUUGCUGCAUUGGGAUAUCAGGUGACUGCAUUAUCACUACAGAGCAGAACUGUACCUUUCAGAAUGGAUACUAUCAUCCAGACAAGGCUGUGUGCAGUGAUCUUGGUGAGGCUUGUUUCUCUGGAAUAUGUUCCUUUAGCUGGUCCAUAACAUGUACAUUAUAUAUCUGGUUAAGAGUCAUAUUAAUCUACGUUAUCUCUGGUGUUGGUGGCCUCCUAAUUAGUGGUAUAUUUAUACCAGAAACAGUUUCAGUCGGUGCAUCUGGCUCCCUUUUUGGUCUUCUAGGUGUACAGCUGGUCGAACUCCUUCAAGGCUGGAAAUGGGUCAAAAACCCUUGUGUCCAACUAACAAAGCUACUGAUAUUCGAUAUCAUAUUACUAGUCCUAGGGACUCUCCCUUACAUUGAUAACUAUGCCAAUAUCGGUGGCUUUCUAUUCGGUACCGUAUCAGCAUUUGUCUUUGUACCAUACAUCUCGGUCGGGAAAUGGGACAAAGUCAAAAAGUUCACAAUAGUCACUCUAUUCUUUCCUGUAUUGGUCUUCAUGUUCCUGGUUGCCAUUUUCUUUUUUUAUGUCCUCCCCGACCCUAAUUUCUGCAGCUGGUGCAGUUACAUUAAUUGCAUACCGUAUACCGAAACCUUUUGUGACGAUUUUCUGAGUAAUGUGCAGAGUUUUGUACCAACUAUCCCUGGAUAA
Molecule: messenger RNA, 1652 nt
Organism: Amphimedon queenslandica
Lineage: Eukaryota; Metazoa; Porifera; Demospongiae; Haplosclerida; Niphatidae
Product: inactive rhomboid protein 1-like
Exons: 11
Coding region: 54-1652 (532 amino acids)
Biological process (GO): regulation of epidermal growth factor receptor signaling pathway; regulation of protein secretion
Cellular component (GO): endoplasmic reticulum membrane
Molecular function (GO): serine-type endopeptidase activity
Source: RefSeq, a predicted model, not a curated record